Lates calcarifer (barramundi perch) is the source of this 1301-nucleotide messenger RNA. RefSeq names its product protein ERGIC-53. The coding region runs from base 39 to 1268 and encodes 409 amino acids. Gene Ontology annotation, biological process: endoplasmic reticulum to Golgi vesicle-mediated transport; Golgi organization; endoplasmic reticulum organization. Lineage: Eukaryota; Metazoa; Chordata; Actinopteri; Centropomidae. Gene Ontology annotation, cellular component: endoplasmic reticulum membrane; Golgi membrane; endoplasmic reticulum-Golgi intermediate compartment. Gene Ontology annotation, molecular function: D-mannose binding. The record is from RefSeq and is a predicted model, not a curated record. The transcript has 10 exons.
UCGUGGACUCAGCGCUACGUCAGCAGUGAUACCGAAACAUGGCGGUGUCCAUAGUGCGGCGCCCGGUUGCCAAUGCUGUUAUGUUGAUAUUAACUUUUCUCGCAACGUUACUAUUCCACCGCAGUUUCGCCGAUAUUGCCGCAGGUGCCUCGACGUCAGAAGAGACGCCUCACCGCCGGUUUGAGUACAAAUACAGCUUCAAAGGACCGCACCUGGCUCAGACAGACGGCAGUAUCCCCUUUUGGAUCCACACUGGAAAUGCUAUUCCUAGUGCAGACCAGGUGCGGAUUACACCAUCCCUCAGGAGUCAGAGGGGCUCUGUGUGGACAAAAAACAAAGUCAACUUUGAACACUGGGAGGCUGAGGUGACCUUCAGAGUAUCUGGAAGAGGCAGAAUGGGAGCAGACGGUUUGGCUGUGUGGUUCACAACUUCGCAAGGCCUCGACGGUCCAGUGUAUGGAGCCGCCGACCGGUGGAAUGGAGUUGGAGUUUUCUUUGACUCUUUUGACAAUGAUGGAAAGAAAAAUAACCCAGCCAUAAUUGUUGUGGGAAACAAUGGCAACCUUGUUUAUGACCAUCAAAAUGAUGGCACCACACAGGCCCUUGGCACAUGUUUACGAGACUUCCGCAACAAACCAUAUCCCGUCCGAGCCAAAAUAACCUACUACAAGCAGACACUGACGGUGAUGAUCAACAACGGUUUCACUCCAGACAAAGAGGACUAUGAGUUCUGCACAAAGGUGGACAACAUGGUGAUUCCCGCUGAGGGCUUCUUUGGCAUCUCAGCUGCCACUGGUGGUCUAGCAGAUGACCACGAUGUGUUGUCCUUCUUGUUAUUCAGACUCACAGAGCCAGGCCAGCAACCGCCCCCACCUGAAUCUGAGAUUCCUAAAGAAGAGAAGGACAAGUACCAGGAGGAAUUUCAGAACUUCCAGCAAGAGCUCGACAAAAAGAAAGAGGAGUUUCAGAAAGAGCACCCAGACGUCCAAGGAGAGCCAAUCGAGGACUUGUACGAGAGCGUGAAUGACCGAGAGAUACGUCAGGUGUUUGAAGGCCAGAACCGGAUCCAUCUGGAGAUCAAACAGCUCCACCGGCAGCUAGCUAUGAUCCUGGACGAGCAGCGCAGAUACGUCUCUGUUAUCACUGAUGAGAUUUCCAAGAAGGGGACGAACGCCGAGUCAGGACAGGUGGAUUCUGCCAGUCCCCAGUUGGGCUCUGUCUUAGCCACCCAGCAGGAGGUGCUCAGAAACCUGAACGAGCUGAGGUAAGUAACAGCAGCAUCAUUUUUGUUAAUGUUUGGU